Micropterus dolomieu (smallmouth bass) is the source of this 1520-nucleotide messenger RNA. RefSeq names its product nuclear factor 7, brain-like. The record is from RefSeq and is a predicted model, not a curated record. Lineage: Eukaryota; Metazoa; Chordata; Actinopteri; Centrarchiformes; Centrarchidae. Gene Ontology annotation, molecular function: zinc ion binding; protein binding. The transcript has 2 exons. Bases 1 to 1401 code for a protein of 466 amino acids.
AUGGCUUCCAGGUCAGUGGAGGAACUCUGUUGUCCAGUCUGUCAGGACGUCUUUAGAGAUCCUGUUCUUUUGUCAUGUAGCCACAGCUUCUGUAAAGACUGUCUGAUGAACUGGUGGAGACAGAAACAAGCACGUGAGUGUCCAGUUUGUAAGAAAAGAUCUUCAAGGGAAGAACCACCUUGUAACCGGGUGUUGAAGAACCUGUGUGAGGCCUUCUUUUUGGAGAGAGAUCAGAGAGCUUCAGAGGCUCUCUGCAGUCUGCACUGUGAGAAACUCAAACUCUUCUGUCUGGACCAUCAGCAGCCAGUGUGUGUCGUCUGCAGAGAUUCAGAAAAACACAGCAACCACAGAUUCAGACCCAUCGAUGAAGCUGCACGACAGCACAAGAAGGAACUUCAGGAAACUCUGGAGUCCUUAAAGGAGAAGUUAAAGGUUUGUGAUCAAGUUAAAGUGAAGUUUGAUCAAACAGCAGAACACAUUAAGGUCCAGGCCCGAUACACAGGGAGGCUGAUUAAGGAGCAGUUUAAGAAGCUUCACCAGUUUCUAGAUGAGGAAGAGGAGGCCAGGAUGGCUGCACUGAGGGAGGAAGAGGAGCAGAAGAGUCAGAUGAUGAAGGAGAAGAUGGAGGCUCUGAGCAGAGAGAUAGCAGCUCUUUCAGACACAGUCAGAGCCACAGAGGAGGAGCUGAGAGCUGAAGACGUCUCAUUCCUGCUCAGCUACAAAGCUGCAGUGGAAAGAGUCCAAGUCCAGCAGCGCCCCCUGCUGGAUGAUCCACAGCUGCCCUCAGGAGCUCUGAUAGACCAGGCCAAACACCUGGGCAACCUGACCUUCAACAUCUGGAACAAGAUGAAGGACGUGGUCUCCUACACUCCUGUGAUUCUGGAUCCAAACACUGCAAAUCCAAGACUCAUCCUGUCUGAAGAUCUGACCAGCGUGAGGGGAGGAGAGAGACAGCAGCUUCCCGACAAUCCAGAGAGGUUUGAUAAAUACUGGUCUGUUCUGGGCUCUGAGGGCUUUAACUCAGGGACUCACAGCUGGGAUGUCGAGGUUGGAGACAGUGUAGUCUGGUCACUGGGUGUGUUAGCAGAGUCUGUCCAGAGGACGGGACUCAUACAUUUUGGAUUAUGGGGAAUGUGGUUCCAUGAAAGUAAAUACUCAGCAUGGUCAUUACCAGAUCCACCCACUGUUCUCAAAGUGCAGAAGAAGCCCCAGAGGAUCAGAGUGAAUCUGGACUGGAACAGUGGAGAGCUGUCGUUCUCUGAUCCUGAUACUAACACACACAUACACACCUUCACACACACUUUCACUGAGAGGCUGUUUCCAUUUAUUUUCACUGGGGAUGAACUAAAAAUAUCACCUCUGAAGAUGUGUGUGACAGUGGAACAGAACAGGUGGGGAUAAAUAAGAUGAUUAUAUUCAUGAAGCGCUCUCUUUCCUAUUGUGUGUGUGUAUUGCACAGUGGAUAAGAGACAUGCCUUUGGUGUGAGAGACCCGGGUUCGUAUCAACUGUGAGACACCAA